Messenger RNA from Urocitellus parryii (Arctic ground squirrel), 694 nucleotides. It is a transcript of the gene Fxyd7, whose product is annotated as FXYD domain containing ion transport regulator 7. The record is from RefSeq and is a predicted model, not a curated record. Lineage: Eukaryota; Metazoa; Chordata; Mammalia; Rodentia; Sciuridae. Gene Ontology annotation, cellular component: membrane. Gene Ontology annotation, molecular function: sodium channel regulator activity. Gene Ontology annotation, biological process: regulation of sodium ion transmembrane transporter activity.
AUCAGCCUGUCCUGCUUCCAGCUGCUGCAGCCGUGUCCUCGCUGCCUCAGCAUCCAGCAGCCCCCUGCUCUGGCUCAGCAUGGCGACCCCAACCCAGACCCCCACGAACGUUCCCGAGGAGCCCGACCCAUUUUAUUAUGACUAUGCCACCGUGCAGACCGUGGGCAUGACUCUGGCCACCAUCAUGUUCGUGCUGGGCAUCAUCAUCAUCCUCAGCAAGAAGGUGAAGUGCAGGAAGGCGGACUCCAGGUCGGAGAGCCCAACAUGCAAAUCCUGUAAGUCGGAGCUCCCCUCCUCAGCCCCUGGCGGCGGCGGCGUGUAAGAGCAGCCCCGGGAGCCUCCACAGCUGUCCCUGCCUGCGCGCGGGCGCCUGAGGACCGGGUGAAGGCGGUGAGGACCCCAGCCUCACGCCGGGGAGCGCUCCCCCGAAUGAGCCGCCCCACCCACCCCAAGGCUGGAGCCGCUGCACCCCGCUGCCCCUCCCCAGGCCUUGGCAAUGACGAUCCCCCAAAGAGCCCGUCUGCAUCCCAGCCCCAGGGACUCAGGCCUCCAGCUCCUGGGAUCCGGGAGUCCACCCCAGCGCCCCCCAACCCCCGUGUGCCGCCCCCCUGCGCCUCCUCGUCUCCUCCCCGGGGAUCCGCUCCCCGGGGCCCCUCGACGUCCACGUCUCGAGCUUAAUAAAUGUGCACUUGGU